Messenger RNA from Momordica charantia (bitter melon), 3300 nucleotides. RefSeq names its product urease (gene URE). Gene Ontology annotation, molecular function: urease activity; nickel cation binding. The record is from RefSeq and is a predicted model, not a curated record. Gene Ontology annotation, biological process: urea catabolic process. Gene Ontology annotation, cellular component: urease complex. Lineage: Eukaryota; Viridiplantae; Streptophyta; Magnoliopsida; Cucurbitales; Cucurbitaceae.
UUUUGUCAGCAGAGGAACAACAAAAUUAUAUUUUACCUAUUGUAAAAAGAUUUUUUUUUUGGAGGGAGUGAAAUUCGAAUCAACGGAGUGAUAAUUUUAAUGAAAAAUUAUUGAGAAUUUCGAGCUUUUCAAUAUGAUAAUUAUUAAUGUCUUUUACAAUUGAUAUGGAAAUUAUAAUGGUCAUCAAAUGAAAAGCAAUUAUAGCGGUGGAUUGGAGCGCCAAGGAUUCGAAUGGUUUUUAAUAUGCAGUUUCUGUACUUGUCUUGCUCCACUUUCAUGACGAGUCAACGUACUCACUCUUCGCAAUCACAAAUUUCAUAUUCUUUUUGUGCUUCGCAAGAUAGCGCCAUCCCGGAGCUCUGCUUUUGAAAGACGGGGAUCCGAUCCACGUUAUUUGUCAUCGUAAGCCUGUUCUGGUUUGGAGUUUGAGCUGCGCGAGUGACGGGAAGAAUGAAGCUGACUCCAAAGGAGGUGGACAAGCUAGGUUUGCAUAAUGCGGGAUAUCUAGCGCAGAAGCGUCUUGCUCGUGGCUUGAGGCUGAACUACACUGAAGCUGUAGCACUUAUUGCCACACAGAUUUUGGAGUUUGCUCGCAAUGGUGAUCAGAGCGUGGCACAAUUGAUGGACUUGGGGCGAAAACUUUUAGGAAGGAGACAAGUUCUUCCAGCUGUUCCACAUCUUGUGGAUUUUGUGCAGGUUGAAGGAACUUUUCCCGAUGGGACUAAGUUAGUCACAGUUCAUAGGCCCUUUGAUGACGAAAAUGGGAAUCUGGAGCUAGCGUUGGACGGUUCUUUUCUUCCAGUUCCUUCGUUAGAAAAGUUCCCUUUGAUGGAAAAUAAUCCGGUGCCUGGUGAGAUUAUCUGUCCAGUUGAUAAGAUUGCGAUUAAUGUUGGACGGAAAGCUGUAAUACUCAGUGUAGUCAAUAAGGGAGACAGACCCAUUCAGGUUGGCAGCCACUAUCACUUUAUUGAGUUGAAUCCUUCCUUGGUUUUUGAUCGAUCAAAAGCUUAUGGCAUGCGCCUCAACAUACCAGCAGGAUCAGCUAUACGAUUUGAGGCAGGGGAUAGAAAAAGUGUCACACUUGUAGCUGUUGGUGGUAACAAAGUUAUCAGAGGGGGAAAUGGCAUUGCUGACGGCCCAGUUGACAAUUCUAAAUUGAAAGAAGUGAUGGAAGCUGUGCAUGCAAGAGGCUUUGGACAUUUAGAAGAAGAUGAUGCUAGAGAAGGUGUCACUGGAGGAGAAGGGGAUGAUGAAUUCACCACCAAAAUUUUUCGUGAGGACUACGCGAACCGGUAUGGUCCUACUACUGGUGACAAAGUUCGACUUGGUGAUACAGAUUUAUAUGCUAAAAUCGAACAUGAUUUCUCUGUUUAUGGAGAUGAGUGUGUAUUUGGAGGUGGAAAGGUUAUUAGAGAGGGAAUGGGCCAGUCCUGUGGGUGUCCACCAGCUUUAUCUCUUGAUACAGUAAUAACCAAUGCAGUCAUCAUCGAUUAUACCGGAAUUUUCAAGGCAGAUAUUGGUAUCAAAGAUGGCUUCAUUAUGACCCUAGGAAAAGCUGGCAAUCCUGAUGUCAUGGAUGGUGUUUGUCCUGAUCUGAUUAUUGGGGCUAAUACUGAGGUUAUUGCUGGAGAAGGAUUAUUGGUUACUGCAGGGGCUAUAGAUUGUCAUGUGCACUUCAUAUGCCCUCAACUGGCAUAUGAAGCAAUAUCAAGCGGCAUCACAACACUGGUGGGAGGUGGAACUGGGCCUGCCGCAGGAACUUGUGCUACUACUUGCACGCCAUCCCCAGUGCAGAUGAGGAUGAUGCUGCAAUCAACUGAUGACCUCCCCUUGAAUUUUGGGUUUACAGGAAAAGGGAACAGUUCAAAGCCAGAUGAGCUACAUGAAAUAGUAAGGGCUGGAGCAAUGGGAUUGAAGCUACAUGAAGACUGGGGAACUACUCCUGCUGCAAUUGACAGUUGUUUAACUGUGGCAGAAAAAUAUGAUAUUCAGGUGAAUAUUCACACUGACACCUUGAAUGAAUCUGGAUUUGUGGAACAAACGAUUGCGGCUUUUAAGGAAAGAACUAUACACACAUACCACAGUGAAGGAGCUGGAGGUGGUCAUGCUCCUGAUAUCAUUCGAGUGUGUGGUGUGAAAAAUGUGCUGCCUUCAUCAACUAAUCCUACACGACCAUUUACGUCAAACACUGUAGAUGAACAUCUUGACAUGCUGAUGGUGUGCCAUCAUCUUGAUCGCAAUAUUAAAGAAGACGUAGCUUUUGCUGAAUCAAGAAUUAGGAAGGAAACAAUUGCUGCAGAAGAUAUCUUGCAUGAUUUGGGGGCAAUCAGUAUCAUAUCUUCUGAUUCACAGGCUAUGGGUCGCAUAGGAGAGGUGAUUAGCAGAACUUGGCAAACUGCACACAAAAUGAAGUUGGAAAGAUCGCCUGAGAUAGACAAUGACAACUUUCGGAUCAAGCGAUAUGUAUCCAAAUACACCAUAAAUCCAGCCAUAGCAAACGGGUUUUCUCAGUAUGUUGGUUCAGUAGAGGUCGGAAAGUUGGCUGAUCUUGUUCUUUGGAAGCCUGCCUUUUUUGGGGCAAAACCUGAAAUGGUGAUUAAAGGUGGUAUAAUUGCAUGGGCGAACAUGGGUGAUCCAAAUGCAAGCAUUCCUACUCCUGAACCGGUACUGAUGAGGCCAAUGUUUGGAUCCUUUGGGAAGGCUGGAAGUGGCAACUCAAUUGCCUUCGUCAGCAAGGCAGCAGUUAACGCUGGAGUUAAAGCCAUGUACGGACUCAAAAAGAGAGUUGAAGCAGUAGGAAAUGUUAGGAAACUUACUAAACUUGACAUGAUGUGGAAUGAUGCCCUUCCACACAUCGAAGUGGAUCCCGAAACAUACACCGUGAAAGCUGAUGGCGAAGUUCUUACCUGCCCGCCCGCCACUUCGGUUCCACUUUCACAAAAUUACUUCCUUUUCUAGUCUUGCCUGAACUCUUCAUCGUCUUGAAUUUCCUACUUUAUUUCAAAUUCUCAAGUAGGUGAUACUUUCAGAAUAAGGCAAAAUCAAAAUGCCACUUUAGCCACAUGGAAAAAUGGCAAUGGUCUCGGUUCUUUACUCCUAUUAUACCCUCCGAAUUAUCUAUCUUUGGAUAACAUUACAUUUGAAAGCAUGUGGGUUAGAAUCAUUGCAGCAGGUCGACGGUCGGAAAUGCCAAUAUUUCCUGAGCGGCGUUUUGUUUUACUAUUUGCUGCUUUCUUCAUGGUUUUUACUUUUGUAGGCCGGAGAAUGUCGGCGAGUAUUGUCUACAAUGCAUGAUGCAGG